Molecule: messenger RNA, 1392 nt
Organism: Sungouiella intermedia
Lineage: Eukaryota; Fungi; Ascomycota; Pichiomycetes; Serinales; Metschnikowiaceae
Source: the annotation of a GenBank genome assembly
AUGUCCAAGCCAACUGAGAGCAAAUUGUGGGGUGGCAGAUUCACCGGAGCCACCGACCCAUUGAUGGACCUCUACAAUGCAUCCCUCCCUUAUGACAAGAUCAUGUACGACGCAGACUUGACGGGUACCAAGGUGUACACUCAAGGCUUGAACAAGCUCAAAUUGAUCACCGACGAGGAGUUGGAGAAGAUCCACGAGGGCUUGGAGGUUAUCAGACAGGAGUGGAAGGACGGAAAGUUUGAGGAAAAGGCCGGAGAUGAGGACAUCCACACCGCUAACGAGAGAAGAUUGGGUGAGAUUAUUGGCAAGCACAUCGCUGGUAAAGUCCACACUGGACGUUCCAGAAACGACCAGGUGGCUACCGACAUGAGAAUUUACGUUCGUGAGACGUUGAAGCAGUUGGUGGAGUACUUGGCUGGAUUCAUCAAGAGCAUCUUGAACAGAGCAGAGACCGAGAUUGACGUCUUGAUGCCUGGCUACACCCACUUGCAGAGAGCCCAGCCUAUCAGAUGGGCUCAUUGGUUGUCAUCUUACGCCACUUACUUCACUGAAGACUACAAGCGUUUGAAGCAAAUCUUGGAAAGACUCAACCAGUCGCCUUUGGGUGCUGGAGCUUUGGCUGGUCAUCCGUAUGGAAUCGACAGAGAAUUCCUUGCCGAGGGAUUGGGUUUCAACGGUGUCAUUGGUAACUCGUUGGCUGCUGUUUCCGACCGUGACUUUGUGGUGGAGACUUUGUUCUGGUCAUCGUUAUUCAUGAACCACAUCUCUAGAUUUUCGGAGGAUUUGAUUCUCUACUCUUCUGCUGAGUUUGGCUUUGUUCAAUUAGCCGACGCAUACUCGACUGGAUCUUCAUUGAUGCCACAGAAGAAGAACCCAGAUUCUCUUGAGCUUUUGAGAGGAAAGUCUGGUCGUGUUUUCGGCUCUAUGGCCGGAUUCAUGAUGUCGUUGAAGUCGAUUCCUUCCACUUACAACAAAGACAUGCAGGAGGACAAGGAGCCACUCUUCGAUGCCUUGACCACUGUUGAGCACUCAAUCUUGAUUGCUACGGGAGUGAUCUCCACCUUGGCCAUCAGAAAGGAGAAGAUGGAGGGUGCUUUGACUAUGGACAUGUUGGCCACUGAUUUGGCAGACUACUUGGUCAGAAAGGGAGUUCCAUUCAGAGAAACCCACCACAUUUCCGGAGAAUGUGUAAGAACUGCUGAGGAGUUGAAGUUGUCAGGUAUUGACCAGUUGACCUUCGAGCAGUUCCAGAAGAUCGACUCCAGAUUCGCCAGCGACGUUACCGAUGUGUUUGACUUUGAGGUUAGUGUGGAGAGAAGAACUGCCACAGGAGGAACGGCAAAGUCUGCGGUUUUGAAGCAGUUGAACAACUUGGCUUCUCAGCUUAUUUAG